Molecule: messenger RNA, 2844 nt
Organism: Rhopalosiphum maidis (corn leaf aphid)
Lineage: Eukaryota; Metazoa; Arthropoda; Insecta; Hemiptera; Aphididae
Gene: Sec5
Product: exocyst complex component 2
Exons: 17
Coding region: 106-2760 (884 amino acids)
Biological process (GO): exocytosis; Golgi to plasma membrane transport
Cellular component (GO): exocyst
Source: RefSeq, a predicted model, not a curated record
UAUUUGAAACUGAGAUUUUGUUCUACCAAUUUUUAUUUCCAGUUCGAGAUGUCCAAAUGGCAUUGUCUUUAAUUUCUUAGACGAUUCGCUACAUAUUAUUUACAGAUGGCUAAAAGUCCAGUCGUAACGGGGAUUUCUCCAAAAGAAGGGCCUCCAGGAACAAGGGUGACGAUCAGAGGGGAAUAUUUGGGCAUUAACCCCAACGAUCUAUCGAGUUUAAAAAUAUGUGAUUGCGAAUGCAUGCUUUCGGCUGAAUGGAAAUCGCCCAAUAAGAUCAUUGCACGAUCUGGCCCAGGAAAAGGACGUGGCGAUAUAAUUCUAGUCACUAAAUCUGGAGGUGUUGGUACAAGUACUGUACAGUUCCGUGGUUAUCAUGAGACGAUUGGCCCUCUAAAAGAGAGCGCAGUAUGGGUAGAAGAAGCACCGCUCAACUGGGGCAGGCAAAAUAGUUCAGUCACCAUAUUUCAAUUAGAUGAUCCUCUUGGUCUAUCUGUUGAAGGAGACGAGAAAUUUCCUGAAAAUGAACUAACUGAAUUAUUUCCGGAUGGUUCUGGUGAUUUAUUAUCUGAAAACUUUGAACCUGCCUGGUUUUUACUUGAACACCAUCAUGGAACAUCUUUUGAUGAUUUACGGGUAGGAUUAUCAUAUUUAAAAAGAAAGGUAGAUUCACAAAACGAAGGACAAUUGUCUUUUUUGAAAGAUAAUGUUGGAUCAGUAAUGGAACAAUUAGAUACUCUUUUUACAUUAAAACAAAAUUAUGAAGCUGAUUUUGAAAGGAAUAAUGAAACUCUCUUUAGAGUUGAAGAAGCAAUUAACCAAUCUCUGAAGGAGGCAACACAUUUAUUUCAUGGUGUUUUAAAUAGGAGAGAAAAAGCUGAAGCUACCAGAAAUGCAUUAGCUGUUAUGACUAGAUAUAAAUUUUUAUUUCAAUUACCAAUCAAUAUUGAUCGUAAUAUUAAAAACGAAGAUGUAGAUGUAAUUAUUAAUGAUUACGCAAGAGCUUUAAAUUUGUUUGGUAAAACUGAAGUUUCGGUUUUCAAAAAAAUACUAGAAGAAGUUGAAACUAAAAUAAUGAAUAUACGAAUCAACCUGAAGUCAAAGCUUCAUCAAAUGCCAUCAACAUUGAAACAACAAAAGAAAAUAAUUAGAAAUUUAGUAGCUUUGAAUGACAAUGGUGACCCUGGUUGGGAAGCAAUUAUUCACAUGAAACAAUUUCUUAUUGAUAAAAUAAAAGCUAGUUAUCAACAAUUUAUAACUGAAGAACAAGCAAAUGAAACUCCAAGUAAGAACAACAGACAUUCACACAAUAAACAUAAAAGAAAUAUUAGUUUAUCACAGCAAAUCGAACCUCAAAACAUUGAGCCCAAAAAGGUAUUAUGCAUUGAUGAAAUAGCUACUGUUAUUUCGGAUUAUUUUCCAGACUUGUGGAAACUUGGUCAAAAUUACUUUAUUGGUGACUUAGCAGUUAAGCCAGAUUACAGCCAUGAAAUGGAUUUCAAAGAAAUGAUAUUAGACAUAAUUGUGACUGUGUCUGAUAUAUAUAGAACAAUUAUGUUACCUACUACUACAACUAGUUCGUUUUCACCAGUAUCUAUCAUAUGGUUGCCUCAUUGUUUAAAACAAAUCCGAUCAGUAUUUACAGUAUUAAUGGCUUUGGAUCUUCCCAACGAAGCUUUAAAUAAAAUUUCCAGUGUUAUAUUUGAUUUAAGAUUACACUGUUUAAAUAUUUUAUUUAAACAAGCCUCAGAACAAAUUAUACAGUUGAAAAAUACAGAGACUUGGAAACUGGAUUAUCAUUCAAAGCAAGGAACUACAUCACAAUUGCCAAAUGAUUUCUACAAAAUCAUUAUGGAAGCAAUGAAUUUAGCCAAAGAAUAUGUAAUUCGUGACGAGCGUAGAGAAACUGCACUGGUUGAUAAUGAAACUGCAAAAAAUGAAUUACAACUACUAGUUCACAAAUGCUUUUGGAACUUUUCACAGGUAUUGGAACAAGUGGGUUUAAAUGCAGAUACCAAUUGUUCAUCUACUACAGUUAUGUCCUUAAGUGGAUCUUCAGUUACAGGGUUAAAAUUACAUAAUGAUCUGAUGUGGGAACAAAAACUUUUAAUAACAAUAAGUAACAGUCAGUAUACAAGAAAUGUCUUGCUACUGAAAUUUAAAAAAGAAUUUGAAGACAACGGUUUUCCAACUAUUGAUGUUGUUGUGGCUCGUGCAGUUGAGUUACUUGAAAAUACUGAAAGUAAAUUGCUUGAAACUUAUAUAGAAACCAAAAGUGAUCCUUUAGUUGGGACAAUUGAACCAUCAAUGUAUGUGGGCAGCUUUGAAUGGGACUCGCCCUCACUUUUAGAACUAAAAGAUGUUAGACCAUAUGCCAAAGAAAUUAUUACCAAUUUGAUUGCAUUACAUUCUGAGGUCCAAACAAUUAUGCCAGAUUUAAUGUAUGCUGUAUUAUCAGAAAUUGUGGUCACUAUAUCAGAAGAAAUGUCACGUCUCAUGAAUUGUGUUACACAUUUUAGUGAAAAUGGAGCCAUGCAAGCUAGAUUGGAUUUGAUGGCAUUAACAUUCACAUUAUCCAAUUAUUUUACACCAAAUUCAAAGGAUUUUUUUUGUGAUGCUACAAAUGCAGUUCCACCGUUCAAAACAGAGGAUAGUGAAAAGUGUGUUUUGAAAUGUUUUGAGCAGUUUAAAACCCGUAUGCAUUUACAAAUCGUGUGUUUUUUAACACCAUACCCAAACAAUAUUGAAACUAGUAUUAUAUAAUACAUUAUUACAAUUUAUAUUAUAACUCGAUUAUUUUUAUAUAAAAUAUUUUAUUACAAUGUUAAUACACUUAAUAUAUGAUUA